Messenger RNA from Sebastes umbrosus (honeycomb rockfish), 2319 nucleotides. Its product is annotated as complement factor I-like. Gene Ontology annotation, molecular function: protein binding; serine-type endopeptidase activity. Bases 106 to 2007 code for a protein of 633 amino acids. The record is from RefSeq and is a predicted model, not a curated record. Lineage: Eukaryota; Metazoa; Chordata; Actinopteri; Perciformes; Sebastidae. The transcript is spliced from 18 exons. Gene Ontology annotation, biological process: proteolysis. Gene Ontology annotation, cellular component: membrane.
GUUGCUUCAGGACAAACUUUUCACUAUCUUGUCUCUCAGAAGACAUUUCGUCCGGGCGGUUGGAUAUAAAACAUUUCUGUAUAAAGCAGAACUUCAGAGGAAACCAUGUUUGUGUUUGUCAGGAUGACAUCGGCUGGACUUUCUCCUCUCCUGCUGUUGUUUCUCAUCUCUCACUACCUCAUGCUCUCGACACAAAGCUCCACCCCAAACACUGACGAGUUUCUGGGACCGAUCGAGUGUCUUGAAAGGAACUUUACUCGUGAGUCAUGUGACCUGGUGUUUUGCAGUCCGUGGCAGUAUUGCAUAGACGGACGAUGCACCUGCAAACCGGCCUAUCUGUGUCCCAGCGAGGGCGUGGCCCCGGUCUGUAGCCGUGCCAACAGGCAGCUCCUGUCGUAUUGCCAGGCAAUGGCUGUUUCCUGUCAGACCAAGAGACCCUUCAUGUCCCAUUUUGGGGAAACCUGCAGAGCCGAUCAACCAAAGUUCAGAGGUUCAAUAGAGCAAGGCACAGAAGUGGUCAGGCUCUUUGUUCCCGGCACUGGGAGCACUGAAGGAGGUGGCGAGGAGUUACUGGUGUGUCCGGAGCUGUGGGACAUGGCUGCUGCUAACGUGGCCUGCAAGGAGGACGGACACCCACUUGGUGCCGCGUUCUCCGGUACCGUGUCAUACGUUUCCCUGACGAGCUACCAUGACGACCAGCAGUUGCCGGUCAAAUGUGUGAGCGUCCGUUGCCAGGGUUACGAGAACUCACUGGCAGAAUGUGUGAUCUACGACAAGACCGUCAUUGACAACAGGGAUGUCGCUACGGCAACCUGCGUCCAGCCAUCAGGUGAGGAGUGUGAAUUCAGGUGUGUGAACAGGAAGUGUGUGUCUCUCAGUCAGACGUGUGACGGAGUCGACGACUGCGGCGACCGCAGUGACGAGAUGUGCUGCGAGAAAUGCAGAAACGGAGCUUUCCGCUGCAGCACAGGUGUUUGUUUGCAUAAAGAAGCAGUUGGUGACGGACAGAUCGACUGUCUGGAUGGCGAGGACGAAUCAAAGAAACACACUAAGCCACUUCCUCUUCUCACGAACACAGAGUACAUCUCUCCAAAAAACGAAACUAGGGCCAACAGAGUGCAUCUGGAGUCCAAGUUGAACUGUGGGAUUCCUCAAACAAGCAGCGUGGACCAAGAGGAGCGAGGAGGAGGAGGCCGCUUCAAGAGAGUGGUAGGAGGACAGCCAACACAACCGACUCAGAUCCAGUGGCAGGUCGCUCUACAGAUGAACAGAAGGAUUCAAUGUGGAGGAGCUUAUAUCGGAGACUGCUGGGUAAUCACUGCUGCUCACUGCCUCGGGACAAAACCUUCUCUCUCGAUCACCGAAGACGGAGUUUCUGGUCAAGAGAGAGACACCAACCAAAAGCCUAACCUCGCUAAAUUGUUUGUGAAGUUAUCUCUCUGGAAGAAGGUCAUGCAUCAGGCCUCUACAGAUAUUGUUCCUGUUCACGAUGUCCACAUCCACCCUAAGUACAACCCCAACACCCAUAAGAAUGACAUCGCUCUGGUGCAGCUGGAGAAGCUUCCGUUCAACGACAAAUGUUUUGAGGACAGCCCGACCAUCAGUCCUGUCUGCGUUCCCUGGACCACCAGGCUCUUCCAUCCCAACCACACCUGCACCAUCUCUGGAUGGGGGCAGGAUGCAGGUGGUAGACUGUCCCGGGUCCUACAGUGGGCCAGCGUGUCCCUCAUUGAAGACUGUCAGAGAUUCCAUAAUGACAGCAUUAAACCCGGCAUGAUCUGUGCAGGUGAUCUGAACGGGAGAGUGGACGCCUGUGAGGGGGAUAAUGGAGGUCCUCUGGUGUGUGAGGAUGAACUGGGUGUUUCUUACCUGUGGGGCAUCGUCAGCUGGGGGCGGGGAUGUGGCCGGCCGAGAUCUCCAGGAGUUUAUACGCAGGUCGCUCAUUACUUUGAGUGGAUCAGAUUUCAUACAGGGUGGCCUGCUGUGACGAGGUUCAACUCCCAAUAAUACUCAAACAACCAACUCCAGAAGGAUUACAUUCAUAUUUCACAUUGGCUACAGCUGUGUACUGAUUGACAAUUCUAACUUUUUAAAAAUGUUUUAUACAUUUGUUGCUGUACAAAGCAAAAAAAAACAUUUUCAGUUGUGUGUAGAUUUAUUAAUGUAAAGUUAAUAAAAUAUUAUGUAAUGCUGUAACUAAGAAAGUACUGUUGUCACCUGGUUCAUUAAAAAGUAGACCAUUAUUCACUGUUAUUCAUAUUUUAUAGUACAUGUUGCAUUGUCUCCUCUGAAUAAACAAAUAAACUAACAAUAUCAUCA